This is a messenger RNA of Gamsiella multidivaricata, 3404 nucleotides long. Its product is annotated as phospholipid methyltransferase-domain-containing protein. NCBI's taxonomy places the organism in Eukaryota, Fungi, Mortierellomycota, Mortierellomycetes, Mortierellales, Mortierellaceae. The record is from RefSeq and is a predicted model, not a curated record. The transcript is spliced from 8 exons. Bases 157 to 3276 code for a protein of 1039 amino acids. Gene Ontology annotation, molecular function: phosphatidylethanolamine N-methyltransferase activity. Gene Ontology annotation, biological process: phosphatidylcholine biosynthetic process.
CUCUCCUCCUCCUCUUCCAUUCCUCUCGAAAAGUCAUUCAACUGGCUCUUUGACAAACUCUUAUUCUUCAGCAGGGCUCAACAUACCUGCUGUGUGCACCGUCGACUUUGAAAGAGAGAACGAGAGAGCACAGGCGAAUUAUCGGUCUCCGCCAUUAUGGAUUCAGAACUUCGCAACCGUAAACCAGUGACAGACGACCCACUCGACACAACCCUCCCCUUUACUGCUGGACUCUCCACUGCCAACAAGCAUCAUCAUUGCGAUGGCGCUUCUGCCUCAGAUAUCAACGGCAACACCGAGGGCGUGGCCGAUACAGACGAAAACUCUAGCAAUGGCAAUGGGACCGUGAGCACAUCGCCAAGGGCUGCGCGCGGUCGAGUUCAAAGCGAUGGAUUGACCACCUUCCCAUCGGCUCAGAAACUGACAGCAGCCCAGAAGGAGAAUCUGGUCAAGGAAUCCGAAGAGACAGCGUAUGGCAAGACGCCCAAUGGCACCAUCUUUCGCGUGCCUGUGACAAAGGACAUGGUUAGCGAGCUGUUCGACAUGUCAAAAAAGAAGUCGGCCUUUGAUAUCAUCACUCUGGCGGUGAUGGGUGUCCAGGUCUUGCUCUUCUUUGCGUUGCCCUUGGUCGUGAGACGAUGGCUCUUCCUGUUCUUGUUUCUUGGAUGGAGAGCGGGGUACAAUGCCGGGCUGGGCUAUUUGCUCAAGAUACAGAGCGAACGUCGAGCAUUGGUCGCCUGGGCGAGGGAGAAGGGGAUCUUUGACAAAAACCGAAAGAGUCCCUGGUAUGGAUGGCUCAAAGUCGAACUCAGCUGCAAGAUGGGCAGCGACUAUCAAUUCGAUGCUGUGCCUAUCGAGUACAACACGUGGCUCCUGUACCGACAGCUAGUCGAUUUGAUCCUCAUGAACGACUUUACGUCCUAUGUCUGCUUUGCGCUGUCGUGGCUCACAUUGCCGGAAGGAUAUGGAUUCUUUAGCCAUCUUUUGCGGUGGAUUGGAGGUCUUGUCCUAGUGUUGUUCAAUGUUUGGGUCAAGCUGGAUGCUCAUAGAGUCGUUAAAGACUUUGCAUGGUACUGGGGCGAUUUUUUCUUUUUAAUCGAGCAGUCGUUAACGUUCGAUGGAGUUUUUGAGAUGGCACCGCAUCCAAUGUAUUCGGUCGGAUAUGCAGGAUACUAUGGCAUUUCCUUGAUGAUGGCGUCGUACAUGGUGCUCUUUGUUUCCCUGUUUGCCCACGCUGCCCAGUUUGUGUUCCUGACUCUAGUCGAGAAUCCUCACAUCGACAAGACGUACAACACACCUUUGGUUCACAAGAAGCGUACGGUAGCGCUAAGAAGGAAGGCGCCGGACUCAACUUUGCCAAAUGUAUCCAGUACUGCCCCCACCACAGGGCUGGACCAAACAGCAACGCUAGUUCCCUGCGGAUCAAAGGACAUGUAUAACACCUACUUCCGACGAGACCUCAUCGUGUUCAAAAAUUUUGACAUCUUUCGGUCUGCGGAUAUCUUUGUGGCGCUCAUCAUCCUGUACGCAACCGUUGUGCCGUUACUGAUCUCGAACAUGGGACCCAGUUUCAUUACGUCCAUGAUCGUGCUCCAAGCAUUGGUCUGGCGUAUCUUCCACUCCUAUAUUCUGGGUGCGGUGCUGAGUAUGCAAAGCGUGAACAAGUUUUAUACUAAGCAUUUUAUCAAGCAUGGCGGCACAGUACAGGAUGCAUUCCAGAGCUGGAAGAGUAUCUUCAAUCUGUCGAACAGUAUGACUUAUGCCACAUUCUCCUUGGCGGCGUUCAAGAUGUACUCGAUCCCAGAUGAUUGGACCUAUGGAACCGUGUUGCUGCGACAUAUUCUGGGACUUGCAUUGAUUGCGUUGCAUGUCUGGGCUUCGGUUUCGGUGUUUGAGGUCCUUGGAGACUUUGGAUGGUUCUAUGGCGACUUCUUUAUUGAAGAAUCGUCUAGUGGAUUGUUCUACACUGGUAUCUACAGAUUUGUCAACAACCCUGAAAAGGUCAUGGGUCAUGCCGCGUUCUGGGGCAUGACACUAAUCUGCAAUAGCUGGUCCAUCUUUAUCCUGGCGCUUUUUUCCCAGAUCUCCAAUUUCUUGUUCCUGCACUAUGUGGAGUCACCGCAUAUGCGCAAGAUCUAUGGCGAUAAACUGCGUAAGGAUGCUGGGGUGGUCAAGACAGUCAAGGCGGCCAAAAUUCUCCCUCAAAAGGUCAAGGACGAGGUUGACAAGUUCCGAGAGAAGUUGGGUGAGACAGAUAUGGCACAGCGUACAAGGGUGGUCUCGGGAAGGGCGCAUGAGCUGGUCGAGGGUACGACGGAGUUGGUCCAGAGCGUAGUCGCACCCAGGAUCCAGGAGAUGAUGUCGAAUUCCAAAGCGUUGCUGGAGAACUCUAGGGAUAAGUUGUUCGUUGGACGAACAUGGGACGAUAUGGGCGUGUAUGAUAUGUCCCAGUACUCCAUCAAGAUCAUCAACGACAACAACAGCAAUAGCAGCAGCGAUGGUUUCCAAGCGCUCCCAAAGCUCAACUCGGCGGGAGCGCCGGUGUACGAACUCGGUGAGAAACUCAUAGUUCAGUGGACGGCGCCAUUGAAUCACGGAUCCAAGGACUGGAUCGGUAUUUACAAGGUGUCGAGCAACACAUCCCACAAGGUCACCAAUGUGGCAUCGAAAGGUCGUUAUCUGUUCGUAGGCUGCGAUAUCAGGCUGGGUAAAACCGAGGAAGGAGUGGAUGAUCAUGCAGGGAAUGGGGAUGGCGAGGUGAUGGAGGAGGAGGUUGUUUGGAUGGAUGGACAGGAGCUCUGUCGUGGACAAGUUACGUUCCUGGGAGACAAGUUGCCUUGGUUCGAAGGGACAUUUGAGUUUAGGUACCAUCAUCAUGAUCGGUAUAACGUGAUGGCAUAUACCACUCCAUUUGAGAUCAAGCUCCCGAGCCGUGAAGACGACAAGGAUUUGACUGUAGCGUCGAUCAGUCAAACAUUGCUACCCUAUGUCCAACGAUGCUUCGCUCUCGACGAGGACACGAUGCCAUAUACCGUGGAUGAGAGGUUUGUGAUGAUUAACCAGACUAUCGCGCAGCGGAUCGUGAAGGGGAUCCAUCUGUUGUAUGGGAUCGAGUUUGCGUGGGAGGUCGUGGCUGUGGAUUUGUGUUGUCUUCGGCUGGCGAUGAGAAUCAUGACGGCUCGAAGGGCUUUAGCCCCGUUCUCGUCGACACCGACGGCCUCGUCACCGACGGUAUCUAUUGGGGAGCCUCAGUUUGUCUCGACGGCGAAUCUGUGAGUUACCGCUGUAGAAGGGGAGAGGAGGAGGAGGUCUAUAGAUAGGUGAUAUAUUAAAGUACAGAGACGUAUACAGUCGCUCAAUGGAUCUUACAGCAGGCGCUUUUUGCGCCACCAAUUUUUAUUACA